UGCUGUCAGUUAGUCCUUUCAAAACAAAACUUCACCAGAAGUAAACACGAGUGCGUGUUUGAGAAAACACAUUUUCCACUAAAAUCCUCGUAAAAUCGAAGAAAAUUUGUGUUCCGCAAUAGCCAACAACUCGCACAGCAUUAGAAUCACAUCGUGAAAAUGGGCAAAAAGAAGUUUAUCGACAAAAAGAAAGCGGUCACAUUUCGAUUGGUGAACCGCAGUCAGCAGGAUCCGCUCUACGUCGACGAAACGGCCCCUCAGCAUGUGCUGGUUCCGAUUUCGGCACCCGGCAAGGGAGAUCCUCGCUCCUUCGCAAGUGCAAUGCGUCCGUCCAGUUCCGCUGGCCAGAUGGACACAGAAAAGCGCAAAAAAGAACAGGCCAAAUUCGGUGUCUACUUCGACGAUGACUACGACUAUCUGCAGCACUUGCGGGAACCCGGCCGCAACGAAGUGUACUGGGAACCGGUGGAACCCGCCAAAACCGCCGGGGCCGAGAAAGUUAGCAUCAAAUUGCCCAGCUCGGUGUUUGCUUCGGAGGUGGAAGAGGCGGAAGGUCUCACGAAGAAGAAGGCACAACAGCGUCCGGGUCCACGACCGGAUUGGGACCCAGACGUAGUGGCUGCCCUGGAUGAGGACUUCAACUUUGAAGAUCCCAAUAAUGAGCUGGAGGAUAAUUUUAUGGAACUGGCCAUGGGCGGAGAGGGUGCCGAAGACGAUGAGGAUUUCUUCGACGAAGAAGACGAAGAUGGGGAAUACAGCGACGUUGAUUCUAACGAUGCGGCAAUGUCGGACGACGAUGACGAAGAACGGGACGGAUUGGGACCGUUGGCUUUCGAUCGGGAAGAAACCAAAUCCAGAUUCACAGAGUACUCCAUGAGUAGUAGUGUGAUCAGGAGAAACGAACAGUUGUCGCUGCUCGAUGAUCGGUUCGAGAAGUUCUACGAACAGUACGACGACCCGGAACUGGGCGCCCUGGAUUGCGAAGACAUUGAAGGCCAUGUGGAGAUCAACGAUAGUGUGCUGCUGCAGUAUGCCGAAGAGUAUCGGAAGGAGCGGGACGAGAAGUACGAUGUGGAUUACGAUAAGCAGUGGGACAAAGAAAGGUAGGUGGAUUGACAGCAA
Messenger RNA from Aedes aegypti (yellow fever mosquito), 1122 nucleotides. RefSeq names its product protein LTV1 homolog. The transcript is spliced from 3 exons. NCBI's taxonomy places the organism in Eukaryota, Metazoa, Arthropoda, Insecta, Diptera, Culicidae. The record is from RefSeq and is a predicted model, not a curated record. Gene Ontology annotation, cellular component: cytosol; nucleus; preribosome, small subunit precursor. The coding region runs from base 160 to 1107 and encodes 315 amino acids. Gene Ontology annotation, biological process: ribosomal small subunit biogenesis; ribosomal small subunit export from nucleus.